AUGGCCGCAGCGAGCAGCUCCGGCAAAGUGCGACUGACGACGCUUCUCCUCCGCCUGCUCGGCCUCCUCUCCUCCGCGAGCUGCUCCGCUCAGGUGCCCCUGCUGCUGUGGUCCAGCGACAGCCUUCCACCGCUGGCCUCACCUGCAGCUGGUCACAUCACAUCCAAUGACCAGUUGUCCGCGUACCUCGCGGCUGCGUUGGGCUCUGGCCCUCACACUGUGCUGCUGUUCCUGCAGGACAAGUUGAGCAAAGAUGACUUCACAGUCUUUGGUGGCGUGUUUGGAAACAAACAGGACAGUGUCUUUCACAACCUGGAGGCUGCUCUUCAGUCCUCUGCGUCGUCGAUCACGGUUCCAGCCUUAGAGUGGACGGGCGCCUCUUCCUUCCCGGCUCUGUUUCAGGAAACACUCGGAGUGUCGCCUGUGCUCGUAGAUGCUGAGACUCUCUCACAUCUGACCAUCAACACAUCCGUCAACAACUUACUGCUCAUCAAUCUUCCUUAUUGUACCGGAUCACACAAGUCUUGUAAGGAAGUCCUGCACGACAAUGAUGAGAUCAUUGGAAACGUUCUUAGUGUCGUGAAAGAAAAAAAUGUUCCGUACACUGCGAUAUACACGGGACUCCAGCCGUCACGAGUCAUUUCAGAGGCGUCUGUGUCGGACCAGUCCGUGAGCCGCUCCUUGCUCCAGGCGGUUGAGGCUGAUGUCAAAGCGCCGAUCAUGUUUAAUCAAUCUGGAAACCCCUGCAUCAUGCUUUGGGCUCAGAAUCUCUUUGUGAGCCACGAAAGCCCCUCAAAGUGGAUCGACCUCGCUGAAGAAACACCCUCCUUGGCAGGGUCCAUGUGUAACAACACUAACUCACUGCUUGUCCUCACUUAUCCAUCUGGCUCCAUAUUAAGUUUUUCCAUGAGUCAGCGCCACUAUCCUGUGUCUGGACGGAACUGGUUCACCCUGGACUCUGUGCAGCUGCAGUCCAACUCUCAAACUGCGUCUUUCGUCGGGGGACGCGGCAUCUAUGCCCCCGCAGAGUACUCCUUCCACUGCCAGUCCGUCAGCAGCUUCCAGGACGCUCUGCUGGUGCCAAACAACACCAACCAGGAAACAUCCAAGUGGAGCCUCAAUUUUAUCGACUUCCAGAUUCAGGGCUUCAGGUUGGCAAACGGAACAAAUUUCUCCUACGCCAGCGACUGUGCAGGAUUCUUCACCGCAGGGAUAUGGAUGGGGCUGCUGACGUCGCUGCUCAUGCUGCUCAUUUUCGUGUACGGUCUGCACAUGAUCAUGCAGCUUAACACCAUGGAUCGAUUUGAUGACCCCAAAGGUCCAUCGAUAUCAGUGCCUCAGUCGGAGUGAAGCGCUCUUUACACACACGCACCCACACACACGCACGCACACGCUCCUCAGUGCCUCCUGAUGUUGGGUUUUGGAGUCAGUCUGUGUGAUUUAGCUUUUGUAUGUGUGGAGCUUUUUACUUUGAAGGUAUUUGUCAGACAGAUCAUAUUACACUGACGUCCUCUCGUUACUUUUCCUUCCUGAAUCCUUCCUCAGAUGUAUUUGUUCCAGCGUUAUCCCACAAGGCACAUUCCGCUUCAUUUCCCUACGUGUACAAGUGCCAAGAUGGAUGCGACCUUUCUUUCUCCACAUGAGCUAAUUCAGAGUGCGUGUGCUAAAUGAAGUCUUCGUGCCAGAAACGCUGCAUGUUUCCCCUAAAGAUAAAGACUAGUUGCACUCUUAACUUGCAAGUGCCAAUGUGAAUGUCUUUGCCGGAAGCCGUAGGAACUUUUCAGACCUCAAUUCUUACUCUUGUCUUUAUUUUUCCAACUCGUCUGUAAUGGAAAGACUACUGCUAAUGAAAGAAGUGCCUGUGUGUAUAUAAUGUGUUUGUGAAAUGUGUGAAAUUCCCGAAAUGUGGCUGUUUUGAAAUGGCCCCUGGCUGAAAUGCUUCCUCUUGGGUUUAGUUUCACUUAUGGUUGAAUCGCAGACUUGCGCCACUUCAAUCUCGUGUUUUAUCGACAGCUGAAUUAUUUAUAUGAAACUACUUUAUGUGCUUUCGCUGCCCUUAAAGUUUGCUUCAGGUUCAUUGAUUAAUUUAACAACGGUGCCUCAGUUCUGCUUUUGUCAAAUUCAUAGAGUACUGUACAAUGACUUUAAUUGCAAAUAAAGAGAUCUAUUAAUUGUAAAUGA
This is a messenger RNA of Paralichthys olivaceus (Japanese flounder), 2181 nucleotides long. RefSeq names its product ATPase H+ transporting accessory protein 1b (gene atp6ap1b). NCBI's taxonomy places the organism in Eukaryota, Metazoa, Chordata, Actinopteri, Pleuronectiformes, Paralichthyidae. The record is from RefSeq and is a predicted model, not a curated record.